Molecule: messenger RNA, 1473 nt
Organism: Scylla paramamosain (green mud crab)
Lineage: Eukaryota; Metazoa; Arthropoda; Malacostraca; Decapoda; Portunidae
Product: zinc finger protein 25-like
Exons: 3
Coding region: 271-876 (201 amino acids)
Biological process (GO): regulation of gene expression
Cellular component (GO): nucleus
Source: RefSeq, a predicted model, not a curated record
UCGGCCACCUCGGAGCUUGGCGCGUCAUCUUGCUGCCAGAUUUUCUCCUUCUAUUUAGGCUUCCCUAGGCCUACCCACGGCCUACCCGUGACCCCCCACACCCUGCACAGGUGAGGGCGCCCCCGCUGCUCACGCCCACGCCCCGAAGAACCCCAAGCCUACAGCAGCCAGCCUACCACAGCCUACCACAGCCCACCACACCCCACCACACCCCACCACCCUCCCAUUGCAGUUGUGGCGUGUAGUCGUGGCAUCGUUGGCACAAACACCAUGAGCUGGGAACACCAAGAGCAGGGGGCGGCCAGUGUGACGAGGCGCUGCGAGGAGAACCACCUGGAGGCCGGAAGUUCCAUGCACGAGGCCGAUGGGAAGUAUGAAUGCUCGCAAUGCACCAAGACCUUUAAAUCAAAUUGCAAGCUGAAACGCCACGCCCUCACCCACACUGCCCCGAGGAAUUAUGAGUGUCAACAGUGUGGGAAGAGAUUUACAGACAAGUUUAGCCUGACGCGCCACACCCUGACACACAGUGGCGUCAAGAAUUAUGAGUGUCAACAGUGCGGAAAGAAAUUCACGCAGAAGCCACACCUGCUCAAGCACCGCCUCACGCACUCUGGCGGUGGAAAUUUUGAGUGCCAGCAGUGCGGGAAGAGGUUCACCGACAAGUACACCCUUAAGCGGCACUUCCUGACCCACAGCGGCGUCAGGAACCACGAGUGCGAGGAGUGCGGCAAGCGCUUCACUCAGAAAUCUCACUUAACCAAACACAUUUUGACGCACAUUGGCGUUAAAAAUUACGUCUGCCAGCAGUGUGGGAAGGACUCGGCCCCUUCCUUGAGCUCCCCGGACGCGCCCCACCCCCCCCACACGCCCCACUGACAUACGAGGGUCCUAGAGGCUCUGAUGGGCGAGGGGCGCGAGGAAGAAGCCGCAGGAGGGGUUGGCGAAGUUAGUGACCCUCUGCCAGUUCUCGAUUCAAUCUGCGCCUCAUUAGACACUCUCGAAUAGAUUGUUGGCCGUGUACGAGUAUGGGGCAAGAAGGUGCUCUGCUACCUUGGCUGGGUGACAGGUGGUAUCUCUUGGCUCCUGUUUGGCUUGCGUUUGGUGCGUUUGGGUUACGUUUGGUGAUUUUUCUCUCUCUCUAUCUCAGUCUCUCUCCCUCUCUCUAUUUUUUUUUGUUUUUGAGGUUUGAGAUGGGAAGGUAGUCUUGGUCUCUCUCACUCUCACUCUCUCUCUCUCUCUCUCUCGCUCUCUCUCUCUCUCGUUUUUUUGGUUAGUUACGGAAGUGGUGAUUGUUUUAGAUUGUCAAGUUAGGAAGGACAAACAACACAAAAUGUAAACAAACAGAGAGAGAGAGAGAGAGAGAGAGAUAAGGAAAUAGAGAGAAAAACAGAGAGAGAGAGAGAGAUAAGGAAACAAAGAGAGACAAAAACAGAGAGAGAAAGAAAGAGAGAAACAAAACAAGUCCAAACAAAC